AUGGCAUCUACUUUCAUUCUCCUACUAAUUUCCUUCUCCAUCUUCCCAUUCGUCAUCCAUGGCGCCAAGGAGGAUCAAAAAUCCUACACAUUGAUCCAGAAAACCUGCGAAUUCUGCUCGCAGAACUUCUCGACCCCCUACGACUUCUGCACCUCCGCCCUGCAAUCCAGGCCGGCGAGUGAAUGCCAAACGCUGCGCCGCAUAGGCAUGGCGUACAUUAAUCUGGUCAUGGCCAACGUGACCGACACAGUACGCCACAUCAAGGCUGUGCUGAACAGCGGAAAGGUGAGGCCCGAGUUGCGGCGGGCGGUGAGUGCUCCGAGCUCUACAACAGCUCUGCCAUCACCGGAGUGGAGGAGGCGAUGA
Molecule: messenger RNA, 366 nt
Organism: Ipomoea triloba (trilobed morning glory)
Lineage: Eukaryota; Viridiplantae; Streptophyta; Magnoliopsida; Solanales; Convolvulaceae
Exons: 1
Coding region: 1-366 (121 amino acids)
Molecular function (GO): enzyme inhibitor activity
Source: RefSeq, a predicted model, not a curated record